AGGGCGGCGCCGCGCCGCCUCCUGCUCAUUGUGAGCGCAGCCGCCGCCUCUCCAGCACCUAGCAACCAUCACCAGGCAACCAGCACCAGGCACCCAGCCCCCAGCACCUAGCAGUAAGCACCUGUCGGUCGGAAGCUGAGACCAGGAUGGCGGACCACCUGCUGGUAAAGUCCAUCGAGCUGUGCUCGCUGCAGACGGCCCAGAAGCACCACACGGAGCGCUUCGAGUGCGUCCACGACGACCAGCCGACGCCCGUGCUGCGGCGCGGCCAGCCGUUCCCCGUGGCCAUCGCCUUCUCCAACAGGCCCUACGACCAGACCAGGGACGUCAUCAUGCUCACCUUCUCCUUCGGAGAGAAGCCCUCGGUGGGGAAGGGCACGCGCGCCGUGCUCGCCGUCGGCCCCAAGGGCGCGCGCUGCCUCAGCGGCCCCGGCUCCAGGCUGUCGGGCCUGGAGUGGGACGUCGCGCUGCACCCCGGUCACGACGCCUCGGCGGAGCCGCUGCUCAAGCUGCAGGUUGAGGCUGCAGCUGACUGCCCUGUGGGCAAAUGGAAGCUGGAUGUAAAGACCCGCCUCCGGGGGGACACCACGGGACAAGCGGGCUACUUCUCACACCCGCAGGACAUUUAUAUCUUGUUCAACCCCUGGUCCAAGAAGGACCAGGUGUACAUGGAGAACGAGCGCUACCUGGACGAGUACGUGUUGAACGACGUGGGCAAGAUCUGGAUCGGGCCGUGGGGCUCUUCGCGCGGCCGCGAGUGGGUCUUCGGCCAGUUCGACAGUUGCGUGCUGCCGUCGGCGCUGCAGGCGCUGCGAUGGUCGCCGCUCAAGGACUCGCAGCGCGGGGACCCCGUGCGCGUGGCCAGGGCCAUCUCCAAGAUGGUGAACUCCAACGACGACCGCGGGAUUCUGGAGGGCCGCUGGGACGGCGACUACGAGGACGGCACGGCGCCCGCCGCCUGGACCGGCUCGGUGGCCAUCAUGCAGCAGUACCUGGACACCGGCGUCGAGGUCAAGUACGGCCAGUGCUGGGUGUUCGCCGGCGUCGCCGCCACCGUGUGCCGCGCCCUCGGCAUGCCGGCGCGAGUCGUCUCCAACCUGGUGUCCGCGCACGACGCCAACGAGUCGCUGACCAUCGACCGCUACUACGACGCGGAGAACAACGAGAUGGACGAAGACCCCAACAACCCCAACUUCGACAUGGACUCGGUGUGGAACUAUCACGUGUGGACCGACGUGUGGAUGGCUCGUCCGGACCUGCCCAAGGGCUACGGCGGCUGGCAGGCGAUCGACCCCACCCCGCAGGAACUCAGCACUGACGCGGACGACUCGAGCGGCUCCUACCAGUGCGGUCCCGCCUCGCUGGAGGCCAUCCGCUGCGGCGCUGUGGGCUUCAACUACGACGUCGGCUUCAUGCUGGCCUCCGUCAACGCGGACGUGUUCCGCUGGAAGGAGGACCCCGACUGCGAGCUCGGCUACAAGAGCAUCCACUGCGACAAGUACCACAUUGGUCGCAUGAUACUAACGAAAGCGCCGUGGAUCUUUGACCCGAACGGCGACAAAGAUCGGCAGGAAAUUACUGACCAGUACAAAUACAAAGAAGGCACCAAGUCGGAGCGGCUGGCGCUGAUGAACGCCGUGCGGUCCGUGGACCGGGCGCGCCGCUUCUACAUGCUGCCCACGCAGUCGCACCAGGACGUCGAGUUCUCGCUCGUCGACCUGGACAAGGUCGCCAUAGGCAAGGACUUCAGCAUCACCAUCAACAUCCACAACCACGCGAGCGUCCAGCGGCGGGUGCGCGCAGUGCUGACGGCGUCCAGCGUGUACUACACGGGAGUGAAGGCCAACCUCAUCAAGAAGGACGCCGGCGACUUCACCAUACAGCCCAGCGCCAAGGAGUCGCUGCGUCUGAAGGUGACGGUGGACGAGUACCUGGACAAGCUGGUGGAAUACUGCCAGCUGAAGAUCGCCGCCAUCGCCACUGUCCUCGACACCAACGAGACGUGGGCCGACGAGGACGACUUCGAGCUGACACGUCCGCCGCUCGUCAUGAAGGUGGAGGAUGACAGCCUGACGGUGGGCCGCGCCGCGGUCAUCAGCUUCAGCCUGAAGAACCCGCUGAAGAAGCGGCUCACCGGCUGCCGGCUGCGCUACGAGAGCCCCGGCCUGGUCAAGGCCAGCGUCGUCGACUACAGGGACGUGGAGCCCGAGGAGGAGGUGACGUUCCAACAACGCUUCACCCCGGCCAAGGCGGGCGAGCACAAGCUGGUGGGCACCUUCUCCUCCAAAGAGCUCGUCGACAUCACCGGCGCCGUCGCCUUCGACGUCUUUGACUGACGAGAGUGAACCACGCUGCUGAUACGCUCAACACAUUCUUUCCAACACAAACAAUCACUUUGCUUUUAUUUAUAAAAAAUGAAUACCUCAUGAUUUAGUAUAAAUAUUCUCACGUAAAGCUAUGUCAAGUCAGUCACAGUGUUUGUGGAUUAUUAAUUUAGUAACAUUGAUCUGUAUAACGACUUGUUUCGAGUCGCUGCUGGCCAUCAUCAGCUAUCUAUGAUUACUAGACGCUAUUAACCAUCGACAAACUGAAUUACUGGUAGAGGAUGAGCACAGUGUCUCGAAACACGUGGCAAAAAAAAUUAACAUAGAGACCGAUCACGAUAUAUGCUUGCUACUUUCAAUACAACACAGUCGCCUAUAAUCGGUACUACCAACGUGGCAAAUUAACUAAAAGCAAUGCACAGAUACACGCGUAACAAGUGCACGAUGAUAACUCAUAUGUACUCCGAUGACAAUCAGUCAAGUAGUUUAGUUUUAGUUUUGCUUCAUCAUUUCCACAUAAUGACUAGGAUGGCGUUUGUUUUUAAUUUUAUGUGCAAUAUCUACAUCUACAUGUGUGUUAACGUUUCUAGCUUCAAUUGACUGGUAAUAUUGCUCACUUAUAAUGCCUAGGAAAUUCUAGUAGUAGUCCUAGUGAAAUAUUGUUUAUAUUCUUAUGUAUCACAAGAAUGUAGUAACUGAAAUCAAUAAAGUAGAUGAAGAUGUAAA
This is a messenger RNA of Schistocerca piceifrons (Central American locust), 3050 nucleotides long. Its product is annotated as hemocyte protein-glutamine gamma-glutamyltransferase-like. Gene Ontology annotation, biological process: peptide cross-linking. The record is from RefSeq and is a predicted model, not a curated record. The transcript has 14 exons. Lineage: Eukaryota; Metazoa; Arthropoda; Insecta; Orthoptera; Acrididae. The coding region runs from base 147 to 2336 and encodes 729 amino acids. Gene Ontology annotation, molecular function: protein-glutamine gamma-glutamyltransferase activity.